Messenger RNA from Harmonia axyridis, 5345 nucleotides. RefSeq names its product putative ankyrin repeat protein RF_0381. Bases 2405 to 5344 code for a protein of 979 amino acids. Gene Ontology annotation, cellular component: ciliary inversin compartment. The transcript is spliced from 2 exons. Lineage: Eukaryota; Metazoa; Arthropoda; Insecta; Coleoptera; Coccinellidae. Gene Ontology annotation, biological process: protein localization to ciliary inversin compartment. The record is from RefSeq and is a predicted model, not a curated record. Gene Ontology annotation, molecular function: protein binding.
ACACCCUUUAGUUCUUAAAGGUGCAUUUUGGAUACCUUUUUGUAUUUUCAUAACUAGAUAUUGUUGAGGGCGCCUAUUCGAUUUAUAAAAAAAUGGCUUCUUGUUAUUUUAUUAUUUUUCUACAAAGAGUGAAAUUUCCAUUGAGAAAACAUUUUGUGUCAGAAAAUAUGUCUUGCGCCCCUUACAUUUGAUGCCCCGGCAAAAUUUCCGGUUUGCCGCUCCUGGCGACAGCCUUGGUUAUAGAAUCGUCGACGUUUCGUUGUUAAUUUGGAUCUUCUUCAAGACUAAAACAUUCAUUAAUUAAUUAUAAAUAUUGGCUUUGACAUAAACAUUACGAACAAUACAACAGUGCACAAGAAAUUGCUUUAGCACAAAAAACACAAAAUAUUAUAUUAUAAAAACGAAACUAUAAAAUAAAAUAUACUAUAUACAUUAAAAUAUUCUACAGAAGCAGCCAGAUACAUCAAGACGAAAAAUUAUUAAACUUAUAUGGUGCUCAAAUUGGAUUUAUCCUCUCAAAUGGAUUUAUAAGGUAGCACGAUAUAAAUGUUAAACCUUUAGGUCAUUACAUAUAAAAUUAAUCUCUGAAUAAUAUAUUCAACUCAAAAACAGUCAAUCCUGUCAAUCUGAGAUGGGAUGGAUGAAUUAUAUUGAGAUGUAUAAUAAUAUUGUUAUCAACUUUCUAUUGAUUUCAACAAAUACAAAAAUUUAACAACAACAAAAAUUUGAAAAAAUUAAACCAUCAAACUGGUGCAUUUUUUCCUGCAGUUUUGUAUUUGUCGAAGUCAAUAAAAAGUUGAUAACAAUGUGAUUAUACCUUUCAAUAUGUUCCAUUCAUUCCAUCUCAUUGUUCAAAUGCAGAUUGACAGGAGUGAUGACCGUUUUCCAGUAGACAUUAUUAUAAAGUGAUUAAUUUUUAUAUGUAAAAUGACCUAUAGAUGUUUAACAUUCACAACGAGCUAGAUGUCCAUUUGAAAAGGUAAAUCCAAUUUGAGAACCAUAUAGGUAAGUUUAAUAAUUUUUCGUUUUGACCUAUCUGCCAUCUGGCUGCUUUUUCAGAAUAUUUUAAUCUAUAUAGAAUAUUUUAUCUUAUAUCUUCGUUCUUAUAAUGAACUAGUGGAAAAAAUAAAAGGAUCAAAAUAAAAUUCAAAAUUUUUAGCGGUUUUUCAAACGUCUGUAAUUUUGAUAAAAAUGGUCGUAUCUCAAUUUAAAAAAAACUUAUUGAAGCUUGAAAAUUAUAGUUCAGAGAUCACAUGAUGAAAAAAUUUUUCAAGCAACGUGUAAUGCUCAAUCUCAAUGAAAACAGUAAAUAAAAUUUCUGCGAAAUUUUUUCAGUUUUUAAUUUUGGUAUACAGACUUGGAAAUUUUUUUCCAACUUAACCACUUUAUGAAUGAUGAAACUUGUUCACUCUGCUUCAAAAUCCUUCUUUCAAAACGAUACGAGAACUUCUCGCUGAAAUAUCGAACUUUGACCUUGUUGUCUUUAAUCAUCAAUAUCAUUCAAAUUUUUGAUUUUGAUUUGAAUCUCUCAUAAAAUGAAGAAAUAAAAUUUUUGAGUUUUUUUUUGCUUUUUUAUCAAUAUUAAAUUUAAAUUCAUGAACUACUUUAUUUUUUAUAUAAAAAAAAUUUCUUUUCACUUUUUUUUUAUUGACUCCAAAUAAUUCAAGACAAAAUGUUAUUAUCAUUUCUUAUGCGAUUCCGUGAUCUCAUUCUAUGAUCUUGAUGAUAAAAUCCAAGGGAAUUUCGAACUCGAUCUACUCGCCUUUCAGAAAUUUUCAUCUACCGAACUUUUACAAAGGUAAAAAAAACCAGUUUAUUUUCAAAACAAAUAAAAUAGCUACUUCUUAUAGAAUGUUGAUUCAAGAUUUCAAAACAUCCCUUAAAUUUUCUGUGCAAUCAUUGAUUGGUGAGAUAUUGAUAGUUGAAGACAAAAAGGUCCAUUUCAAUUCAAAGUUCCAUAUUUCAGCGAGAAGAGCUCGUAUCGAAGUUUUGAAAAAGGGAUAUUGAAGCUGAGUGAACAAGUUAUCUCGUCCAUAUAGUGGUUGAGUUGAAAAAAAAGUUUCCAAUUCUGUAAACCAAAAAUAAAAACUGAAAAAAUUUCUCAGAAGUUUUUUUUACUGUCUUCAAUAGCACUGAGUGGUACACUGUGCUCAAACAAUUUUUUGAUCAGGAGAUCUCUAAACUAUAAACUUCAAGAUUCAAAAAUUUUUUUUUUUCAAAUUCGGAUUGGUCUAUUUUGAUCGAAAAUACAGUCAUUUGAAAAACCACUGAAAAUUUCGAAUUUUAUUUUGAUCCUUUAAUUUAUUCCCUUAGUGUAUUAUACUUUGUGUUGCUAAAGCAAGUUCUUGUGUACUGUUGUAUUGUUAGUAAUGUUUAUGUCAAAUCCAAUAUUUCUAAUAAAUUAAUGAAUGUUUCAGUCUCGAAAAAGAUCCAAAUUGGGAUAGAAACGUCGAUAAGUCUUCAAAGAUUUGUUAGAUUGGACCUGUACUCAAGCCACAAACCCAUAAUUCGAUCAAUGCGAUUUAAGGACACCAAGAAGACUUUUUUCGUAAAUUCUUCGUAUUUCGAGAUACAGGAGGACAGAUUGAUCAGACUCCUCUAUGGAUACAUCCUAGUAGACAGAAUAUUGGACGAAGAGGGUAAUACACUUUUCCACUUACUAGCAGAAAGAAAAACAGUAAGUUGUCUCACCGAUUCCUUAGCUAGUUGUAUACACAUAAAGAAUAAAAAUGGCGAAACACCUCUACAUAUCUCAAUCCGGCUGAAAGAUAAAAUAGGAAUUCCACACUUUUUACAACUUGGAGCAGAUGUAAACGAUAUUUUGCCAAUAGGUGUACACAAAGGCCUAACACCCUUGAUAAGUUUCUUCAAAGACAAAUAUAUUGAUCUUGAUAGCAUUUUUAUGCUACUACAGCAUCCAAGAAUUAAUGUUAAUGCUGUAGAUCACAGAGGCAAUACCGCCCUUCACUUGAUGUCCAAGGGUGUUAGGUUCAAGAAGCUAAGAAAGGAAUGUGAAAAACGAGAAAAUCAAGAUUUAAUCCUGAAAUUUAAGUCUAACAUCAGCAUCAGGAACAAGUAUGGGUUUACACCUUUGCUUCUCUACUUAUCAAGCAUUGAUGAAGACUUCUCAUUCUUCCACCUUCUUCUGACCAAUGGAGCAGAUGUCAAUGCCACAAACAUAGAGGGGAAUACAGCUCUUCACUACGCAGCUAGAAAAAAAAACCUUAAUAUUCUAGAAUCACUUAUAAAGCACGGAGCUAAAGUUGACGUGAAAAACAGCGCAGGUUCAACACCUUUGAGCAUUUUGUGCAAUAACUACCAUUGCUAUUUAUAUUGCCUUCUAUUGCUUUUGAAGAGGAAGGCUGAUAUUAAUGUGGUUGAUAACGUUGGAAAUACACCAUUACAUUACUUGUCCUCGCAGAUUGAACGCAGAAAACGAGAAAUGUUCGGACAAUUCCUCAAUUACAAACCCAUUAUCAAUUGUAGAAACGCUAAGGGUCUAACUCCUUUAGUGCUUUUAUCCAGAAACUGCCAUGCUGAUCAUAAUUUAUUUGCCGAGCUUUGUAAGGAAGGUGCUGAUGUCAACGUACUUGACAAUGAAGGUAACUCGUUGCUUCACUUGGUGGCAGGUUUUAGGCCAGGUCGGGGUAAGGAAGACAUGAUGAAGCUUCUUUUUACCCACGAGGAAUUCUCACAAGAUAUCAACCUAAGGAACAAUAAAGGUUCAACACCUCUACAUGUCUUAUGCAGAAGUAGCGAACAUCAUAUUGAACCUUUUGCUUUACUCUUGAACGCAGGCGCUGAUGUUCAUUUGGUGGAUGAUGGAGGAAACAGUGCUCUUCACUUGGCAGCGGCUGCAAAAGACGAAGGUGAAAAAGCUGAAAUUUUAUCAAUACUGAUAGUGCAUGGGGCAAAGGUUAACAUGAAAAAUAACGACGGUUUAACUCCUCUAGAAGUUUUAUUUAAACGAAGAGAAGAAGAAUGCGAACUGUAUCCCCUGGAUGAAGGUGACCCUCAAAUUAUCGAAAAAAGUGGAGAAAGUGAUGAAGAUGGGGAUUAUUCUGAUAUAGGCAAGAUUACUUGGAAUUCUAUGAGGAGUGUAAUCAAAUUCGUUUUCAGGUACAAAAUUGAACAGUUCUCAUUUUAUGUACUUUUGAGAGCAGGAGCUGAUGUAACUGUUAUUGAUGACGAAGGUAACACAUUGCUUCAUCUGGUAGCAGCCAUGAGAGAGUCUCCCGACAAACAGGAAAUAUUGAAGAUGAUAUUGAACAAAAUGCUUAACGUCAACGCCAAGAACAAAGAUGGUUUGACACCAUUACUCGUUUUGUGCAAAAGUGGAGAUCUUAGUCUUAUCCACUAUUGUUUGUUAUUGAGAGCAGGAGCUGACAUCAUGGCAACAGACUCUUCUGGCUGUACCCCCCUCCAUUUUGUCGUUAGAGAGAAGGAUAAAACCGAAAGAAAGCUGGAAGUCAUGAAGCUUCUCCUGGCGAAUGGAGCACAGGUUAAUGUUAGGAACUACGCGGGAUCAACACCGUUCCUUGAAUUAUGUAGAAGCAAGGAGAGUAAUCUGGAGUUGUUUACGUGUCUUCUGGCACAUGGCGCCGAUGUUAACAUGUCGGAUUACAAAGGUUAUACCCCUCUCCACCUCAUCGUAGGAAACAACAACCUACUGUGCUACUUGUUGGUGUCCAACCGUGCUGAUGUGAAUGCCAAGACGCAUCUCGGUAUCAGCACAUUUCAGUUGAGUUUUGAAGAUUACAAAUGUGCAGAGAAAUUGAUGGAAUGUGGUGUAGACAUGGCUAAGUUGUACUUUCCACAUACGAAUGAACAGACGGUGCUUUUCUGCGAGGUGACGUGGAAACAUAUAUUGUUGAGAAAAUCGAAAGACCCAACAUGGACGCAUCCUCACGUUGAGAAAUUCAUGGAACGUUCUCAGAAUAUGUUCCAUGAGAAAUUUAGGGCAUAUACAAGUGAGGUGAAGGAAGAUAUUGACAAAUUGAAAGCAGCGGGUAUUGGUAAAACUGGACUAACCCUGUAUGAUAUUAUUACGUCCAGUAUGGAUCAGAAUGUUAGAUACUUCAGGGAUGAGAAUGUUAGGGAGCAAAUUAAUCUGGUGUCUGGACGCUCUGCCUAUUCCCGAUUCUACCAGUGCUUGAACAGGAAGAUGCACCAAGCACUUACGAGACGGAGUUUGUUGCAAAGCUGUAUUGAUCGUCUUCACGUGAUAUUCAAUCGAAACAUUCCUGUGCCUUGUUUAGAAAAUAUUCUGUUUUAUCUCGGGGAAGAAUCCUUGAGAAAAUUGGUCAAGACAUAUGAACUGAUUACGGGCUCCAGAUCGUUGUAGA